Ustilago hordei is the source of this 927-nucleotide messenger RNA. RefSeq lists its product as uncharacterized. Gene Ontology annotation, biological process: fatty acid beta-oxidation. The transcript is spliced from 2 exons. NCBI's taxonomy places the organism in Eukaryota, Fungi, Basidiomycota, Ustilaginomycetes, Ustilaginales, Ustilaginaceae. The record is from RefSeq and is a predicted model, not a curated record. Gene Ontology annotation, cellular component: peroxisomal matrix. Bases 1 to 927 code for a protein of 308 amino acids.
AUGUCGAACUUCACCAACCCCCCACCCAUCACGCCAACCUGCACCCCCGUCUCUCUCUCCUUCCCCCCUAACUGCGACAACCAAGUAGCAAUCAUCACUCUCAACGCCCCCCACCAGCUCAACGCUCUCGGUUGGGCUGACUAUAAAACCAUCACUCGAUGUCUCGAAUGGAUUGCGCUGCAACCUCGGAUCCUAAUCACCGUUUUCACUGGCAAAGGUCGCUAUUUCUCCGCCGGAGCAAACGUUAAAGAUCCUUCCCGUACUGUUCCCACCCACGUCGCACAUGCAGACCCGAACACUGCCGAGGGUAAAGAGAUCAUAUCGGAUUUUUACUCAGGCCGCGCACAUGCAGGGCAAGGAAAACUAGCGCUUGCGCUCCGUAAUCAUCCGAAAGUUCUCAUUGCUGCUCUUAACGGCCCUGCUGUUGGCCUAAGCGCUGCGAUUUUGAGUCAUUGCGAUUUGGUCUAUGCAUACGAUGACUUUUUCUUCUUCACACCAUUCAUGUCGCUAGCAUUGGUAGCCGAAGGACUAACCUCGGUCACCUUCAUCCAAAAAAUGGGUCUGGGUAGAGCAACAGAAGCACUUUUGCAAGGCAGGAAAAUGUUGGCUCCCGAGCUCAAGCAGGCAGGCUUCAUCACAAGGUUGUUCAACAAACCAGAUGGAUUCGAGCAGAACAAGGAUAAGAUGGCUACGCCACCUAUUUUGCAAGAUGUAUUGGAGAUUGUAAGGGAGAAAUAUCUACCGCCCAACAUUAGUGCUUGGUCGUUGCUGUAUACUAAAAAGCUACUCAAUGAUGCCGCGUAUGCUUAUGCGGGUGUGGAUGGCGUGAAUCAGGCUGAACUUAGGGGAGCAGAGAGUGUGUUCGCUUCAGGUGCUCCUCAAGCUAGAUUUGCUCGUAUUGCUCAAGGUGCUCGACACAAGCUCUGA